GAACAGCAGUGUAACUAACAUGUUGUCUCCUCUCUACAGCCCAUGUCCAGAACAGGGGAUGGGAGAUGAGUUUAACCUCAUGGAUCAUUCAGACAUCUACAUACUAGACUUCAGUCCUAAUCUGAAGACAUUAUGCAAGCUAGCUGUUAUUAACUACAGUCUGGACCAGCAGGGACUACCACACGACAUCAGGUGGGAGCUGAACGCCAUGACGACCAACAGUAACAUCAGUAGACCCAUCUUCUCCUCUCACGGCUAAUCUGGACUGGUACCCUCCCCAGUACCAGAACACCAGGGCUGAACUGACCCAG
Salvelinus namaycush (lake trout) is the source of this 311-nucleotide messenger RNA. RefSeq names its product kelch domain-containing protein 3-like. The transcript has 3 exons. The record is from RefSeq and is a predicted model, not a curated record. Bases 20 to 259 code for a protein of 79 amino acids. Lineage: Eukaryota; Metazoa; Chordata; Actinopteri; Salmoniformes; Salmonidae.